CACUGGUGCACUUUAUGUAGGCUUACGCUGCAGGUUGAAAGCAUUACCCUUCAAACUGGCAGCAUAUAAACAAGCAGGAGGAACGACACACCACAACACAGACUUCAUCUGUCAGCCAUGAGUGUCAUCAACAUCGGUCCCGACCCUUCUCUGGCAUAUCGGCCAAAUUUGGAGACAAAUGGAACCAAAGAGAAGGAAGACUACAGGAACUUUGAGAGUGGGAGUCUAAUUGACCGUGUGUUCAACACAUACAAACUGAUGCACACCAAUCAGACACUAGACUUUGUGAAGCAAAAGCACUCUGUAUGGAACAGCUGCAACCACACUCAGAUGACGAUGAUGGACGCCAUCAUGUCUCUAGACCAGCUGGUGGACGAGUCUGAUCCAGAUGUGGAUUUUCCCAACUCCUUUCACGCCUUUCAGACUGCUGAGGGCAUCCGCCAAGCACACCCAGACAAAGACUGGUUCCAGUUGGUGGGUCUGAUCCAUGACGUUGGGAAGAUAAUGGCUCUUUGGGAUGAACCUCAGUGGGCCGUCGUGGGCGACACCUUCCCACUGGGCUGCAAGUUUCAAAACUCCAUCGUAUUCAGAGACAACACCUUCCUGGAUAACCCAGAUGAGAAAAAUCUCAAUUAUAAUACUGAAUACGGGAUCUAUGAACCAAACUGUGGCCUCGAUAAAGUCUUCGUGUCCUGGGGCCAUGAUGAGUAUCUCUACAGAGUCAUGAAGUUCAACAACUGCUCAAUCCCAGAGGAGGGAUUGUACAUGAUUCGCUUCCAUUCAUUCUACCCCUGGCACUCUGGCGGGGACUACAUGCACCUGUGCGAUGACAAAGACCUGCGCAUGAUGCCCUGGGUCCAAGAGUUCAACAAAUUUGACCUGUAUACAAAGACCACCGAGCUGCCCGACGUCGACAAGCUGAAGCCGUACUACCAGUCUCUGAUCGACAAGUACUGUCCUGGAUUACUGAAGUGGUGAAAGAGACAAUAGUGAAUUCAGCAGAAGCGCUAUAUACAGUUGAAACCAGAAGCCUCUAUAAAUCCACAGGUGUGUCUCCAAUUAACUCAAAUGUUGUCAAUAAACAGAAGCUUCCAAAGACAUGACAGCAUCAUCUGGGCUUUCCCAAAUUGUUUCAAGGCAUAAUAAUGUUAGUGUAUGUAAACUUCUGACUUUGAAGAAAGUAAUAAAAAAUUGUCUAAAAAAAUCCUUCUCUCAUUAUUCUGGCAUUUGGCAAAUAGAAUUAAUUUUGGUAAUCCUAACGGACCUAAAACAGGAAAAGUGAUUGUCUGAUUUCAUGUCAGACAGUGAGAAAAAAAAGCAUAUGUGUCUUUUUAUAGAGUGUAUGUAAACUUCUGGUUUCAACUGUAGAUGCAGAGGGUGAUUAUAUAUGUUGAGUUACUCAGAAUGAUUUGUUGUGUUGUUGCUUUAUAGGAACGCUGAAGCUAAAUUUAGUAUCUCCUGUACACACAUUACUUAUAUUGUACUGACAAUUAACUAGA
Messenger RNA from Centropristis striata (black sea bass), 1499 nucleotides. It is a transcript of the gene miox, whose product is annotated as myo-inositol oxygenase. The transcript is spliced from 10 exons. Gene Ontology annotation, cellular component: cytoplasm. Gene Ontology annotation, biological process: inositol catabolic process. The record is from RefSeq and is a predicted model, not a curated record. Gene Ontology annotation, molecular function: inositol oxygenase activity; iron ion binding. The coding region runs from base 118 to 978 and encodes 286 amino acids. Lineage: Eukaryota; Metazoa; Chordata; Actinopteri; Perciformes; Serranidae.